Messenger RNA from Porites evermanni, 1488 nucleotides. The record is from the annotation of a GenBank genome assembly. Lineage: Eukaryota; Metazoa; Cnidaria; Anthozoa; Scleractinia; Poritidae.
AUGAGUGAACGUCGAAAGCGAGUGUGGGAAGCCUAUAAAAAGUACCGUCUUGUGGUAAAGAUAAUUGCAGCUUUUUCGCUUGCAAUACUUGGAAUUUCUGGUUGCAUCGCUUUCGCCAAAAUUUAUCACAACUACAAUGCAGCAGUCUGGGCUGGUGUUUCGGCUGCGUUUGCAAUUGUUUUCAUUCGAUUGCAUUUCAUGGUUUAUCGGGAUCGGUAUGAACGUUCUAUUUCAAGGUUAAGGUUCACCAUAAUAUUGUGGAUUGGCGUCGUUGGUUUAAUAGCUGCUCUUGUUGGCCUCAUAACAUACAUUGUGCUUGGAGUCAAACAUCAUGAGAAGGGUAAGCUGGCAUAGCGAAUUCUAGGCAUGCAUGACCUCCCACAAUAAAGGCUUGACCUCAUCUAAGACUGAUUAACCUGUGUGUUGAUGAGCCUUCUCCUGGUGCCAGCAUCGCUAAACUAUUUUCAGCGAUUGCAGUGAUCAUAUUGAUGUAUUGGACGAUGAAAUGAGUUGACAAGCUUCACCAGAUCGCGACGUACAGCUGUAUGCGACAAAUUGGCAACUUUGUCGAGAAAUGUUAACAUAGAAUCAACAUAUCAAAGUUACCUCAAUGAAGACGUCCAAAAUUUCCAUAAAACCCUUUUCUCAUUAACAUUAUUUGUUCUUUGUACAAAAUGGGGGAGAAGGCGUAUAACACAAGGAUAUUGCUUUUAGUUUAGGUCCAUUUUGUGCUUACGAAGUGGCUUAAGUCAUUACUAAGUGCCCUAAACGCUCCAGUAGAGUUACCGUAAAAUUCUGAAAAAUUUUCAAAGGCCCUUUUUGGGGGGCUUAUUUUCGGAGGGGCUUAUCUACGGAGGGAGAUUUGAGUUUCAAAAUCGAUUGGACUAACCUUCAGUAGUUGGAAGUAAAUUUACCGUUUCUACUUUGUCUUACUUUGUAUUUGAGGGCAAUUUUCCAAGUACAAGCCCCCGGGGGGCUUAUAUCUGGAGGGGCUUAUUUUCGAAAUUUUACGGUACCAAAAAAGAUACAAACUGACAAAUUUCAUUAGGGGUCACUAACCAUGAUGAUUUAGUAUAGCGUUAAAGAUUGAAAAAACAAUUCUGGCCCAUUUUUUCAAGUUACAAUCCAUGUCUAUCGUUGCCAUUCGUAGCAACAGAGCUCAACCCAGGAAAGAGUUUCGCUCAUGGCCUAAAUUUAUUCUUGAAUAACAAAACUAGACCAUUGUUUUUGGAUGAGUCAGCUGAUGCAAAGACACGUUAAAAGCUUUUUAAAAAGAUAGGAAACAGAGCGACAUAACUUCUUUAAAUACGGAUUUAAGAGGUGCUUUUUUGCUUCUUUUUGGCAGGGAUGGAUCCGAAAGGAUAUUUUGUGGUGUGCCUCUGGUGUGCGAAGACUGCAAUGUGGGGAUUCUCUACAUUCAUGGCAGCCAGAAAGUUCCGAAAGAAGUAUUUUGAUUCAGAUGAGAAUGAACAAAUCGUAAAUGCCUGA